This is a messenger RNA of Alosa alosa (allis shad), 3274 nucleotides long. Its product is annotated as dihydropyrimidinase-related protein 5-like. Gene Ontology annotation, cellular component: cytosol; cytoplasm. The record is from RefSeq and is a predicted model, not a curated record. NCBI's taxonomy places the organism in Eukaryota, Metazoa, Chordata, Actinopteri, Clupeiformes, Clupeidae. The transcript has 13 exons. Gene Ontology annotation, molecular function: hydrolase activity, acting on carbon-nitrogen (but not peptide) bonds, in cyclic amides. The coding region runs from base 159 to 1856 and encodes 565 amino acids.
UCUGUCGAUCUAUCUGUCUAAACGCGCGCGUGGCUCCGCGGCUCGGUCGCGCGGAGCAUCUGCAACUUGCUCUUUGGCAGCUGUCAUCGUCUUGCGCUGAGGGUAGGGUGGUGUUUAACGUGGCAGGAAAAUAAGCAUUUGGAUAUAAUUCUAAAAAGAUGGCCGGGGGGGCGGGCUCCAUGCGCAUCCUGAUCAAGGGCGGCAAGGUGGUCAACGACGACUUCACGCAGGAGGCCGACGUCUACAUCGAGAAUGGCGUCAUCCAGCAGGUGGGCAAGGAGCUGAUGAUCCCGGGCGGUGCCAAGGUGAUCGACGCCUCGGGCAAGCUGGUGCUGCCGGGCGGCAUCGACGCCAGCGUGCAUCUGCAGCAGAGCUUCAUGAACGCCACCAUCCAGGACGACUUCUACAGCGGCACCAAGGCUGCACUAAUGGGUGGCACCACUAUGGUGAUAGCCCACGUGCUGCCUGAGAGGGACUCAUCUCUGGUGGACGCAUACGAGAAAUGCCGCUCUCUGGCCGAUGCCAAGGCAUGCUGUGACUACGCCCUGCACAUGGGCGUCACCUGGUGGGGAGUCAAGGUGCGUAACGAGAUGGAGUCCCUGGUGCGCGAGCGCGGGGUCAACUCCUUCCAGAUGUUCAUGGCCUACAAGGACACGCUCAUGCUGCGGGACGCCGAGCUCUUUCAGGCCCUGCAGACGUGCAAGGACAUCGGGGCCGUCCCACGCAUCCACGCAGAGAAUGGAGAACUGGUGGUGGAGGGGGCAAAGGAGGCACUGGACUUGGGAAUCAGUGGACCAGAAGGAAGUGAGAUUAGCCGCCCAGAGGAGCUGGAGGCAGAGGCCACCCACCGAGCCAUCACCAUCGCCAACAGAGCCCACUGCCCCGUGUACCUGGUGAAUGUGGCCAGUACGAGUGCUGGGGAUGUGAUCGCAGCUGCUAAGAUGCAGGGUAAGGUGGUCCAUGCGGAGACGACGGUGGCCCACUCGGUGCUGAGCGGAAUGCACUACUACCACCAGGACUGGGCCCACGCCGCCGCCCACGUCAUGGCUCCACCCCUGCGACUCGACCCCAACACCCCCAACUACCUCAUGAGCCUGCUGGGAAAUGACACUGUGAACGUGGUGGCAUCUGAUCACCGCCCCUUCAGCACCAAGCAGAAGGCCAUGGGCCGCGAUGACUUCACUAAGAUCCCUCACGGCGUGCCCGGGGUGCAGGACCGCAUGAGCGUCAUCUGGGAGAGAGGAGUGGUGGGAGGGAAGAUGGAUGAGAACCGCUUUGUUGCCGUGACGAGCUCCAACGCUGCUAAGAUCUUCAAUCUCUACCCUCGCAAGGGACGCAUCAUCCCAGGGGCCGACGCAGAUGUGGUCGUCUGGGACCCUGAUGCAACAAAGACCAUCUCUGUGACCACACAGGUACAAGGAGGGGACUUCAACCUGUAUGAGAACCUGCGAUGCCAUGGCGUUCCCCUGGUAACGAUCAGCCACGGCCGACUGGUGUGUGAGAACGGAGUCUUCAUGUGCGCCGAGGGUUCUGGAAAAUUCUACCCCAUGCGGACCUUUCCAGACUUCCUUUACAAGAAGAUGGUGCAGAGGGAGAAGUGUCAGACACUGAAGGGGGUGGACAGGGCCCCCUAUUCCGGAGAUGUUGCCACGGUAACCAAUUCCUGUAAAAAGGAAGUGUGCCUCCCGGACGGUGACGAGCCCCCGGCCCGUGGUGUGGCCAGACACGGCGGCGUGAGGGACCUGCACGAGUCCAGCUUCAGCCUCUCAGGUUCUCAGGUAGACGACCACGUCCCAAAGAGGUCCUCUGCCCGGAUCCUGGCUCCACCUGGAGGCCGGUCCAGUGGCAUCUGGUAACCAUGGAGACAGCACAUCAGGCUGAGGGCCUCCACUCUGCACCCUUUUUAUCCGUGUGUUACUCACCCACCCAGAAAUCUGCACUGAUUCUAUAGACAUCCACUGGUUCUUUUCCAACACCUACUACCACAGACAGGGAAUAAAACAGACUAAAGUGGAUAUACCUUUAUGAUUUGCAGUAGGAGAGGGUUUUCAGUAAGAAUGAUGGUCUUCAAUCGAGUGGAACAACAGACCAAGUCUUCUGCCAGUUUAUGUAUUUGCUCAUAGAAAUCCUAAAUUAAUUGUAUUGUAUGUGUUGCUUAUCUAAAUAUCAGAAAGAUAGCACGAGUACUAUUGUGGAUUAGUGGACUGACACCCUAAAUGCACACAGUUAUUGAUACCUUGCAAGGAAACACUCUCACCCAGGUAUACAAACAUAGACACACAUACACACACAGUGCUGUGCUAUAGAUGUAGGCUAGUCAUGAUACAAUAUAGGCCUUUCCUGGACGUUAUUGUUGUUGUUAGAAAUGGUCCCUUCCUCGGGAGAUUUGUUUUGUGUGAUCCGUCACUUUACGCCUCUCAGCUCCAACUUCUUGUCCAGACCCAAUGAUGAAUCAGUCAUCCAAACCUUGUGUUCACCUUUGUCUACCUUGUCUUAGCACUUACUUGAUGAAAGAGAGUAUAUACUUCUACUAGAUUCCACGUUGAACUGUUCAUGUUAAGUUGGAUAUUUUUGUUACGCAGGUUGCAUGUGUGGUGAUGAAGCUCAGCUGCUGCUUCCAUGGCUCAGUGAGAACGGUUUUGUUUCAGAUUCACAUUUUCAGGCCCCCCACUUUGGGUGCACCCACUGGUAUGAGGAGGAGGGAUCUGUGAGAGGAUGUUGCUGACGCAUUGUGAACAUAACGCAUGCUCACCAAGAGCUUUGUGCCUAGCUAUUCACAGUCAGAUAGGAAGGGUUUGGUUACAGUUAUGACAUUAGUAAAAGAACCUGAAGAGUACUGUUAAGUAUUUAAAAAGGUAUUUGACAUGAUUUAAGUACCACAUACUAUUCAGUAGGUUUCCCUGUAAACUAGACUUUGCACUUUGCUUUAUUCACAAAAAAGGGACCAAUUUGCCUGACCUCUGUUAAACUUCAACAUGAAACACGUGUAACAUUGCUUAGCUGGUGUUUGCCUUUUUUAACGUUCUUUGUAUUACUCCUUUAACAGCUGACCUAUGCAUGCAGACACCAUAUAGCCAAUAUAUGAUCAACAUACGCCAGGUUUUAAUAUUCACAUUGUUUACUUCAUGCUUUAUGGCAUCCCUUAAAGGUGAUUAUAAGUGCUUGUGGAAAUUAUGUAAUUUCUCACGCAUGCAAUACACCUGAAAGUGAUAAGCCCAUAUUUACAUAAUUAGGAAAUAGGGGAGAUCAAAAUACAACACAACCCUUACAACCC